Molecule: messenger RNA, 1085 nt
Organism: Mytilus trossulus (common blue mussel)
Lineage: Eukaryota; Metazoa; Mollusca; Bivalvia; Mytilida; Mytilidae
Exons: 3
Coding region: 78-1085 (335 amino acids)
Molecular function (GO): protein binding
Source: RefSeq, a predicted model, not a curated record
UUUUAAUUGACAGUACAACGCCCAAAUAUCCCGACGUUAUAACUGACAAACAUUAUAUCGCCGUCGUUGAUUUGCUAAUGGAGGAAAGACAAGCACGACAUCUCUUAGAGCAUGUUGUUACUAGCUUACAACAGACAGUGCAGUCUCUUGAACAGAAAGACAUAUCGAAGCAUACGCAGGAUAUUUCGGCUUUGCAGCUGCAAGUCAAUGGUCUAGUUGCUACGUGCAGUUUAAGUCGAAACAAUUUUGGAGUAUUAGAAGGCAAAUUCAAAGACUUGGAAAUGAACUAUACUUUGUUGAAAAAUGAAAACCAGAAACUAUCACAAGAUGUUGCAACCCUGAAACAGACCCAAUCAGUUGUCAGCAUGGAACAUUUAAAACAGCAAGUACAGGCAACAUCAGGCAAAGUGAACCAACUAAAAUACAACAAUAUGGUGCAGAAUCAAGAUAUCAUUGCAAUUUCGAAUAUAACCCGUCAGAAUCAAUUGGAUGUCAAAACUAUUGGCAACAAACUUACCCAGCAAAUCACAUCCAUUGAAGGUGAAUUCCGAGAAAAAUCCCGAAAUGACACAGUUGUUCACAAAGAGUUAACAAAUGCACUAGAUUUGAAAAUAGCCAAUUUGGAAGCUAAUCAGACGUUUCUGAGUACUCAAGUAGCAACAAUAGCACAGAACACUUAUCCAGUAACUGUUGCUCUCACUGCAUGGAAUGCAGGCGGGGAUGUUACCAUUGGAAGUGAAAUAAAAUUCAAUGAAGUAAAGACGUCGACUGGAAUACGAAACCUGUCGGCCAUUAAUUCAACUGGAACCUUUACAGCGGAAGUAGAUGGCGUAUAUGUUAUUGCAGUUACAGUGAACUCUGGUACUAACGAUUCGGGAUUCGAAAUUCAUAAAAAUAACAUUACUUUAUCUCAGGUUUAUAUUCAAGGAUCAUCCGGAGAUAAUGAUCAGAGCGGAACAAGUGUGGUAUCAACUGAGCUACGCAUGGGGGAUUUAAUAAGUGUGCUAGCAUCUGGUGGAUCCAGGAAACCAAGCAUUGUUCAUGUUGAUCAGGGUUGGUCAACAUUAUCUAUUAUUAAAAUAUAG